AUGAAGCCGUCGAAAUUAACACGCCACCUUAACACAAAACAUCCAAAUGAAAAAAAUAAGCCCGUGGAAUUUUUUGAGAGAAAAUUGCAAGCUCUUCAACAUCAAAAAACUGGUAUAGUGCAAAUGUCCAACCUAAAUGAGAAAGCGUUGCUUGCUAGUUAUCGAGUAGCUUUUCGUGUGGCUAAAGCAGGAAAACCUCACACUAUUGCCGAAAAUUUGAUUUUACCAGCUAUAUUAGAUAUAGCAGAUAUUAUGUUUGGGAAACAAGAGAUCGAAAAACUCAAAAGUAAACCUCUCUCUGACAAUACCGUUCAACGCAGGAUAAGCGAUAUGGCUACUGACGUUCGUGAUCAAGUCAUAGAAAAAAUAAAGGAAAGCACUUUUGUAUCUUUGCAAUUUGAUGAAUCCACGGAUAUUGCAGGAUGUGCGCAGUUUGUAGCUUUUGUGCGUUUUGAAUCCUGUGAUAAAUUAAUGGAAGAAAUACUAUUUUGCAGAGCGCUUCCCACAAAUACUACAGGUCAGUGUUUGCAUAACAUGUUCGUUGAAGCUACGCAAGAUAUGAAUAUCGAUUGGGCAAAUAAAUGCAUUGCUAUUUGCAGCGACGGAGCAAAAGCGAUGACUGGUGCGAAGAGUGGAUUUAUUGCUAGGCUGAAAGAACAGAUGCCAAACGCUUGUUGGGUGCAUUGCUUUCUCCAUCGCCAAGCUCUUGCGGUCAAAGUCUUGCCACAGGAAUACAGCCAAGUUCUAAAUAUUAUUAUAAAGAUUGUAAAUUCUAUUAAAGGAAAAGCGUUGCAGUCACGAUUGUUUCGGAUUAUUUUUGAAGAUAUGGGGGCACUCCACCAAAAUUUACUCUACCAUACAGAGGUUAGGUGGUUGUCAAAAGGUAAAGUACUGGCAAGAGUUAUGGAACUUCGUGCUGAACUUUUAAUAUAUUUACAGCAGGCCAAGUCAGAAUACUCUGAAUUCAUUUGCGGCCCGGAAUUUCUUUUGAAAUUAGCUUUUCUUUCUGACUUAUUUGAGCAUUUAAAUAUCUUGAAUAAAAGUCUUCAAGGGCGAAAUGAAAACGUCAUCACUGCAAAAGACAAAAUACAUGGCUUUAUAAAAAAAAAUGACUUGUGGUCGUCGUCCAUAAAUCAAAAUAACUUCGAUUCAUUUUCGUCGACACAAUCUUUUACUGAAGAAGUCGGAUGUGAGAUAAACAUCAAGACAUAUGUACCUGGUAUGAAAGAGUUGUUAGAUAAUUUGAAAGAAGAAUUGUGUCAUUACUUCUCAGUGCAAGAGAUAUCAGAGAACACUGGGCAGAGGUGGAUCUUAAAUCCGUUUUUAAAUGCAGCUAUAAAUGAGGCUAAUUUACCAAAUAAGCUCAAAGAGAAACUGCUAGAAUUAUCUGCCGAUGGGAUGUUACACUUGGAAUUCAAGUCUUCUAAUUUGGAUACCUUUUGGUUAAGGAGAAAAACAGAAUACCCGGAAUUGACAACUGAGGCUUUGAAGUGUUUGAUUCCAUUUGCCACCUCGUACUUAUGCGAGUUGACAUUUUCAUCGAUGGCCCAGAUAAAGACAUUUCUCGUCUUCAAAUUGAGGAACAACUGCAGCAAACUAAAUUCUCCGAAACCACCAGCGGCACUUUCGGAUAAUUUCUCUCUUGGGGAGGAGUUAAGGACGGCACACCUAUCCAGCUCAGCUUCGUCAGCACUACGAACCAGCAACGCCAGGCCAAUAUCUAGGUCCAACGUCAAAUACGAAGAUGAAACGUAG
Molecule: messenger RNA, 1755 nt
Organism: Chilo suppressalis (striped riceborer)
Lineage: Eukaryota; Metazoa; Arthropoda; Insecta; Lepidoptera; Crambidae
Source: the annotation of a GenBank genome assembly